CUUCAGCAUGAGUACUUCUCAGCUGCUGACUUAUGUGGCAAUUUCAGUUUUCUGUGUCUUCAAAGCCGGCUCCCUGGACACCUUUAUUGCAGCUGUAUAUGAGCAUGCAGUGAUAUUGCCUAAUGCCACCUUAACACCAGUGUCCCAUAAAGAGGCAUUGGUAUUAAUGAACCAAAAUUUGGAUCUUUUGGAGAGAGCCAUCAUAUCAGCAGCAAAACAGGGUGCACAUAUUAUCGUGACUCCAGAAGAUGGUAUUUAUGGCUGGAACUUCAGCAGGGAAGCUAUCUACCCAUACUUGGAGGAUAUCCCAGACCCUCAAGUGAACUGGAUCCCUUGUAAUCAUCCCAACAGAUUUGGCUACACCCCAGUGCAACAAAAACUCAGCUGCUUGGCCAAGGAAAAUGGUAUCUACAUUGUGGCAAAUGUUGGGGACAAGAAGCCAUGCAAUGCCAGUGAUCCCCAGUGUCCCUCUGAUGGCCGUUACCAAUACAACACUGAUGUGGUGUUUGAUUCUCAGGGAAAACUGGUGGCACGCUACCAUAAGCAAAAUCUUUUCCUGGGUGAAGAUCAAUUCAAUGUACCCACGAAGCCUGAGGUUGUGACUUUCAACACCUCCUUCGGAAGGUUUGGCAUAUUUACAUGUUUUGAUAUACUCUUCCAUGAUCCUGCUGUGACCCUGGUGAAAGAUUUCUAUGUGGACACCAUACUGUUUCCCACGGCUUGGAUGAAUGUUUUGCCACAUUUGUCAGCUAUUGAAUUCCACUCAGCUUGGGCUAUGGGCAUGGGAGUCAAUUUCCUUGCAUCUAAUAUACAUCAUCCCUCAAAGAAAAUGACAGGAAGUGGCAUCUAUGCACCUGAUUCUCCAAGAGCAUUUCAUUAUGAUAUGAAGACAGAGGAGGGAAAACUCCUCCUCUCACAACUGAAUUCCCACCCAUACCACCCAGUCGUGAACUGGACUUCUUACGCCAGUGGUAUAGAAGCACUCCCAAUGGGAAACCAGGAAUUUAAGGGCAUUGUUUUUUCUGAUGAAUUCACCUUCUUGGAGCUCAAAAGAGUCAUGGGAAAUUACACAGUUUGUCAGAAAGAUCUCUGUUGUCAUUUAAGCUACGAGAUGUCUGAGAAGAGAUCAGAUGAAGUUUAUGCCCUAGGGGUAUUUGAUGGACUACACACUGUUGAAGGGAGCUACUAUUUACAGAUUUGUACUCUGUUGAAGUGUAAAACGAUGGACUUGCACACUUGUGGUGACUCAGUUGAAACUGCUUCCACCAGGUUUGAAAUGUUUUCCCUUAGUGGCACUUUUGGAACCCAGAAUGUCUUUCCUGAGGUGUUGCUGAGUGAAAUUCAGCUUGCACCAGGAGAAUUUCAGGUAUCAAGUGAUGGACGCUUGUUUAGCCUGAAGCCAUUAUCUGGACCUGUCUUGACAGUAACUCUGUUUGGGAGGUUGUAUGAGAAGGACCCAGCAUCAAAUGCUUCAUCAAAUGUCAUGGCACAAGCACUAACAGUAAUGCUUGUAGUUUUAACAACUAUUGUCAUUAAGGUGAGCCCGAAUCCAAUAUGACUCAUAUUCUUAUAAGAAGAUGAGACCACAUGAAAACACAGAAGAAGAUGGCCAUCUUGGAAAAAUACAACCCCGCCAACACUUUGAUCUAAGACUUGUAGUCUCCAGAAUCAUGAGAAAAUAAAUUUCUGUUGUUAGAGCCAGUCUGAGGUACUUUAUUAUGUCAGCCCUAGCAAACUAAUAGAAAUUCCAAUCCCUUCUCUCUCUCCAGUUUCUACCGUAAUCUGAAGCUUGUACAAAAUGGUUAUCUAAUAAGAAUAUCCAGCUGGCUGAGCUCCCCCAGACUCAACUAGAUACUCUUAGAGAAGCAUUGCUGAUGAGUUGGUAAUGAAGCCAUCAGAUCAAUGAAGAUCCUCUGGAAACAGGAAAUCAGAGUCUCAUUGAUGAAAUUAUAUGUUUAACAUGACAUUAAAUGUUCUUUUUAAGUAACAGCAGAAUCUCUUGACAUUGCACAACCUAGUGAAACAAAGAACAUCUUUUAAGUCAAAACAUCUAUUAGCAGAUAAACUAUUUGCAUAGCCCUGAUAUUAGCCUUGCACUGUACAAAACAUAACUUUCUGCAAAGGAGAGCAGAGCACUUGCAAUAAUGAUCCAUGCCAGCAAUACAACAUUUCGAAAUAAACAUUUUUGUGGCAGAUGCUUUUCCUAAAAAAUACUAUAUCGUCCAAUAAAUAUU
Molecule: messenger RNA, 2234 nt
Organism: Pteropus alecto (black flying fox)
Lineage: Eukaryota; Metazoa; Chordata; Mammalia; Chiroptera; Pteropodidae
Product: pantetheinase
Exons: 8
Coding region: 8-1558 (516 amino acids)
Molecular function (GO): hydrolase activity, acting on carbon-nitrogen (but not peptide) bonds, in linear amides
Source: RefSeq, a predicted model, not a curated record